Messenger RNA from Linderina pennispora, 1020 nucleotides. RefSeq lists its product as uncharacterized. Gene Ontology annotation, molecular function: structural constituent of nuclear pore. The record is from RefSeq and is a predicted model, not a curated record. The transcript is spliced from 3 exons. Lineage: Eukaryota; Fungi; Kickxellomycota; Kickxellomycetes; Kickxellales; Kickxellaceae. Gene Ontology annotation, cellular component: nuclear pore outer ring. The coding region runs from base 1 to 1020 and encodes 339 amino acids. Gene Ontology annotation, biological process: protein import into nucleus; positive regulation of DNA-templated transcription; mRNA export from nucleus.
AUGGGGAAACGUGGAGAGGAUGGCAGGUGCGCGGACACAAGGAUCGCGCCGGAGCUGAAGGCGAGCAAAUUGGCGCAACACCUGGCCACGGUGGCCCGGGAAAUGCCGGUGAUGGGUGUGGAUGAAAUGAGAGGCGAGUUUCUGAUGCGGUGGCGGACGUGGAAUUGCAAUAUGGCAGGUGUGGGGAAGGAGAUUGCGCGGGCGCUUUCGGAUGCACCUGGGGACGCAGAGCUUUUGGGCAUGCAGCGAGCGGCUGCAGUGAUGGCCGGUGAUGGCGAGUUUGAGGUAUCGGAUUUCACCGUGCUGGACCACGCGCUUAUCGCGCUGCUGCAGCAGGACCUGCCGGCGUUCCUGGCGCGCAGCGACCAGAUCGACGGAUGGCUGGCAGCACACUCGGCGGACCUUCUGGGCCAUCUUCGGAUUCUGGACAGCUUCCGCAAUGUGUUUGCCGAGGACCCACGCGCGUUCUAUCUGCGCGCACUGGCCGACAGCUAUUUGGUGUACGAGGAGCUGUGGCGCGUCGUUAUGGAUUAUCUGGGGGCGGCCAAUGCCACUGAGCAAAUGCAAGAAGUGGCAAUGCGGGUGCCGAUGACGUCGGAUCGCAUGGCCCAGCAAGUCCUGGACGUGUGCGAGAAGCACAAGCUGCAGGAAGCCAUGGAGCGGAUUCUGCGGCAGCGCGCGCACCAGCAGUGGCGGCGCGGGCGGCGUGGCGCGGCAAUUUCAGAUUUUGCCCAGGCCAACGACGAUAUCCAGGUGGCGGCGGUGUGCAAUGAACUGUGGCAGGAGUACCUGGAGAGCGGCCAGCUGACAUAUGGAUCGGCCAUAGACGGCGUGCUGGGUGUGGUCCACCCACGGGUGCAGUUUCUGGCGCUUUACCGUGAUUUCCACGAGGCGUAUGUGAAGCGCGAGCUGAAAGUAGCGGGCAAGGCGCUGCUGGAAAUUUUGGUGGGAGAAUUGGCGCCCCGGGAUGCCUGUGAAGGACCUAUUGGUGGACGCGGUGCCGUUGCUGGAAGGCAAUGA